CAGGAUCUGUGAAAGGAACUGUUGAAUUAGACGUUUAUGAGGGAAGAGAGAAAAAUCUGUAGUGACAGACCGUGGCAGAGUGAAGACGAAGGAUUCAGUUUGAGAUUCAUCAAAAUGUGUAAAAUUACUAUAUUACCAAAUGACACCUGCUUUACACCGAAUCGAGACACUUACCAAGUCCUCUCCUACGUGAUGACUGUGGAGUUCAUUCUGGGACUUCCUCUCAACCUCUCGGUGCUCUACRUCUUCAUCUUCAGGUAUAAAUUCUGGAAGAAUAACAGCGUGUUCCUCUUCAACAUUGUGGUCGCUGAUUUUUUGCUGGUGGCCUGUCUUCCUGUUAAAAUUCACCACUAUCAGCACAAUCUGAGGCACAGUGAGGAUGAUGCCGUUUGCCGUCUGAUGCACUUCAUGCUGUUCCUCAAUCGAGGGGCCAGCAUCGGCUUCCUCAUCACUCUGUCCCUGGACCGCUACUUCAGCGUCGUCCAUCUUGGGAGGAGAAACUGUGUGAAGGUGCUGAAGAAGUCUCCACUGAUCUCUGUGCUCAUAUGGGUGUUCUUACUGCCGCUCACCAUACCCACCAUGCUCAACAAAUUCGAUUGCUGCAACAGCCUUGGCCGAAAUAACACCACGACUCUAGAAGUUUUGGCGGAUGCUUUCAGAGAGACUGUCUUCUUCUCUCAAAUCAUCAUCCCCUUCAUCAUCCUCAUUUACUGCACAACUUGCAUCAUCAAUCGGCUGAGGAGGAAAUCGAUUGGGGAAAAGGCCAAACUGAGGAGAGCCGUGUUCGCCGUCCUGUCUGUCGCCAUCGUCUUCUCCGUCUGCUUCCUGCCGUGCACAAUGGCUCGGCUGGCGCUGCUGAUCGUGAGGCUGAAACAAUGUCAGGCGCUGGAGGAUGUGGUGGUCCAGGUGUACGACGCCCUCAUGGUUUUGUCCUACGCCGACUGCUUGUUGGACCCACUGGUUUACUGCUUCUGCAACUCAGGCUUUAAGGUAGCUUACAUCUCCACUUUCUUCCCACCAUGUCUGAGGAAGAGACUGCUGAAGUCUCCCUUGACCACACCAAUGGUCACAACAACAGGAACUACAGCAACUACAACUACAACUGUAGUCCCAGGGGCUAAACUGAUUUCAUUGCAAAUGAUAGAAAAAUGACAAUUAGUGCAUUUUUCUGGUUUAAAUGUAGCUCACAUAAAAACUUAACUACUGCUCCACCCGUUAAGGUAUCUUCUCAGGAACAAAGCUUUAAAAUUUUCCUAUUAUUCUUCAUUGAAAAUGUUAGGAUAGGUACAUGGUAUAUAKAAAAUAUGUUACAUUACWUUUGUUGUAUAAAAUCAUUCAUAGAAAAUGAUUUUUGUGUGAUCAKUUUUGCUCAUUUUGAGCCAUUUUAGGAUGUCCUGUCACUUUAAAUCCAAAUAAGCUGCUGCUGGCCACGCCCCCCCAAMUCAACGUUUACACUUGCCCGUGAAAAUAACUGCCAACCGAUGCGCAAUUACACAACCGUACGUCUUUGAAAAGCAUAAGUGGAGCCUCCUGCACAACCAACAAUAAUGUAAAAAGUGGUUUYUGAAGGAUUACUCAAAAACAAAACUCCUGUCUCUUCACUGUAGUUGCUAGGUAACAGUGCAGYGCCUGUUGAUUUGCGAUGUUGCAUUCAGAAGGUUUUCGAAGCAGCCAAUUUUCCAGACACCRAAAAAACAUGAACUUAUUGCCAAAAACAUCUUUAAUGAAAGUUGUUUUAAUGUUUAAAUUGCAGAAAAAGUUGGUUUCAGCAAACUAGCCUGUAAAUAUCUGGAAAGUAAUUUAUAMAUUUAUUGUUUGUUUCUGAAAAGUUACCAGUAGGUCAUUGAAAUGACCCAUAACUUCCAUUUAGAAAAAUCAUUUGAGUCUCAGAAAGCUAACCUGUGAAUUUCACAAAAGUAUCCCAUGUGCUUCGAGUUGGCAAAUGGCAGACUUCAUGAACAUAAACAUUACAUUUCACAAAAUUACUUUGUUAAUUUCAGGAAAGUAACUUCCUGGGUAGUAACUUUUUAGUUACAGAUAACGCAUGAGUUCCAGAUAGGGAACAUUUAAGUUCUAGGAAAGCAAAUUGCAAGAAACUGCAGGAAAAAGUAACUUGGGACUUUCAGAAAAGUACGAACAUCCAUCAGGAUGGCAACAGUUACGUUCAAAGCAAAUUCUUUAAAUUCCAGAAAAACAGUGCUUCUCAAUUCCCUUCCCUUUAUGUUUUCGCAUCCACCUGAAUAAUGUGUAGUUGCGCCCCUGCUGUUAGUCAUCCACAGAUUAAAUCCAGGUGUUUGGCAGAAGAGAAACCCUGAAAGCAUACAAGGCAGGGGGCGAGAGGACCGGAACUGAGAAACACUGCAGUAAAUUAACAUGCAAGUUUUAGGAAGGUGAUCUGUGAAUUGUAGAAAAGUAACAACAAUUUCAGAGAGUGACCUGUUUCAGGAACCUAAAUGUAAACUUUUAAAUUAUGGGGAUUAAAAGUUAAAGUUUCAUAGUAUAAAAGUCUGUGAGCUCCAGGAAAGCAAACUGUGAGUUUCAGAAAAAGWACCUUUACUUUUUAACUUGUUAGUGUCAAUGAAGUAACAUCAAUUUGAGAAAAAUAACGUGUGUAUUCCUUGAUAGUAGCUUUGUAGUUAUAGAUAAAGAGCCUCAAGUUUUACAAAUGUAACCUGUGAAUUUCGGAGAAGUUCUUAUGUGUCAGGACAGUAACUUUUACUUUCAGGAACUUAAACCUAACUUUCUAAAUUUUGGUAAAAGUAGCCUUUAAGUUUAAAAAAAUAACGUGUUAACUUCAGAAACACAACAUGUGACAUCCAGUAGACUCCCUAGUUAUUAUUAGGAAAGUUUCAAGAAAUAAACCUGCUUGCUGUGGGAUAAUAACCUUUCCGAUUUUUACAUUUUAAAGUCUACAUUUUGUUUUGUUGCAUUUUAAUCCAAGUUGAUAUUUUAUCCACUUGGAUAAAAAAAUCAACYWGAUGAGGCAAUCUAGUGGAAAUGCUUCUGCACUUUUUUCACCGUAGGGUCUCCAUUACUUUACACAUUAGCUCUGCGUGUAAAGUAUGUUUAAUCCUGUGAUGUUUGUUCAAGUCAAAACAUAUAAACCAGUUCGGGUGUUUAGAYCGGUCUCAUCUUUUGGUUAAAAUAUUUACAUUUUUGUGUUCAAGUAAUAUAGUUUAUGAUGUAAAUAUUUAUAUAUCCAAGAACUUACAUAUUUAUUUAAAUUUAUUCCAAACCAUAAGUGAAAGAGUUGAGAUUUUUUUAGGUAUAUUUUGCAGGUUAGUAAAAAAAGGAGCCCAGCUCAUUGUUUAAGACUUUGAAGUGUUGAACUUUUUCUUUCUGAGUCCUAAAUGUUGACUGGCCAUUUUGCCUCCAGUUUUGUCAUCACUUUAUUUGACUGUUCAUGUUGUUGAAUCUGUUUCAUGUUUCAGCCACGGCUACAAAAAUGUCAAAUAAAUCUUUUUAUGCUUUACUCUAACAAUUCAUGUGGUGUUGUUUAUCCGAAUUAGAUUAUUUAUGGUCUGUGAUGCUGACUGAAGAGCUUUGUAUAAGGCUGCUGUAAAUACAACCCACUCAGGAAGGAGUCUGGGAGUUU
Poecilia reticulata (guppy) is the source of this 3595-nucleotide messenger RNA. RefSeq names its product hydroxycarboxylic acid receptor 2-like. Lineage: Eukaryota; Metazoa; Chordata; Actinopteri; Cyprinodontiformes; Poeciliidae. Gene Ontology annotation, cellular component: membrane. Gene Ontology annotation, biological process: G protein-coupled receptor signaling pathway. Gene Ontology annotation, molecular function: G protein-coupled receptor activity. The record is from RefSeq and is a predicted model, not a curated record.